This is a messenger RNA of Budorcas taxicolor (takin), 1485 nucleotides long. RefSeq names its product cytochrome P450 2S1. The transcript is spliced from 9 exons. Bases 1 to 1485 code for a protein of 494 amino acids. Gene Ontology annotation, molecular function: heme binding; oxidoreductase activity, acting on paired donors, with incorporation or reduction of molecular oxygen, reduced flavin or flavoprotein as one donor, and incorporation of one atom of oxygen; iron ion binding. The record is from RefSeq and is a predicted model, not a curated record. NCBI's taxonomy places the organism in Eukaryota, Metazoa, Chordata, Mammalia, Artiodactyla, Bovidae. Gene Ontology annotation, cellular component: intracellular membrane-bounded organelle; cytoplasm. Gene Ontology annotation, biological process: xenobiotic metabolic process.
AUGGAGGCGGCAGGCACCUGGGCGCUGCUGCUGCUGCUUCUCCUCCUGGUGGUGACGCUGGUGCUGCCUGCGACCUGGGCCCGAGGCCACCUGCCCCCGGGGCCCACGCCUCUGCCGCUGCUGGGCAACCUCCUGCAACUCCGGCCGGGGGCGCUCUACUUGGGGCUCCUGCGGCUGAGUAAGAAGUACGGACCGGUGUUCACCGUGUACCUGGGACCCUGGCGGCGCGUGGUGGUCCUGGUUGGGCAUGAGGCUGUGCAGGAGGCCCUGGGAGGUCAGGCCGAGGAGUUCAGCGGGCGGGGGAUGGUGGCAACGCUGGACAGGACCUUCGAUAGCCACGGGGUGUUCUUCUCCAACGGGGAGCGAUGGAGGCAGCUGAGGAAGUUCACCACACUGGCCCUGCGGGACCUGGGCAUGGGGAAGCGAGAAGGCGAGGAGCUGAUCCAGGCGGAGGCCCGAUAUCUGGUGGAGGCUCUCCAGGGGACCAAAGGACAGCCGUUUGACCCCUCCCUGCUGCUGGCCCAGGCCACCUGCAACAUCAUCUGCUCUCUCGUCUUCGACCUCCGCCUCCCCUACGACAAUGAGGAGUUCCAGGCCAUGGUCCGGGCGGCUGGCGGCAUUGCUGUGGGGGUCAGCUCCCCGUGGGGCCAGACCUACGAGAUGUUCUCCCGGUUCCUACAGUGCCUCCCAGGCCCCCACACGCAGCUCCUCGGCCACUUGGGCACCGUGGCCGCCUUUGCCACCCAGCAGGUGGGGCAGCACGCGGGCAGCCUGGGCGCCGCAGGCCCUGCGCGCGACCUCGUGGACGCCUUCCUGCUGAAGAUGGCAAAGGAGAAGCAAGACCCAAACACAGAAUUCACAGCCAAGAACCUGCUGAUGACGGUCGUGUAUCUGCUGUUCGCCGGGACGGUGACCGUCAGCACCACGAUCCGCUACACCCUGCUGCUCCUGCUGAAAUACCCUCAGGUCCAAGAGCGCAUGCAGGAGGAGCUGAUGCGAGAGCUGGGGGCUGGCCAGGGGCCAAGCCUGGGGGACCGAGCCCGCCUCCCCUACACGGAUGCAGUUUUGCACGAGGCGCAGCGGCUGCUGGCACUGGUACCCAUGGGAAUACCCCGCACCCUCACCAAGACCACCCGCUUCCGGGGGUACACCCUGCCUCAGGGCACAGAGGUCUUCCCCCUUCUCGGCUCCAUCCUGCAUGACCCCGCAGUCUUCAAAGAACCUGAGGAGUUCAACCCAGGCCGAUUCCUGGAUGCGGACGGGAAGUUCAAGAAGCACAAGGCGUUCCUUCCCUUCUCCUUAGGUAAGCGCGUCUGCCUCGGGGAGGGCCUGGCUCGGACCGAACUCUUCCUCCUGUUCACCGCGAUCCUGCAGGCCUUCUCGCUGGAGGGCCCAUGCCCGCCGGGCGCCCUGAGCCUCCAGCCGGCCAUCAGUGGCCUUUUCAACAUCCCCCGAGCCUUCCAGCUGCGAUUCCGGCCCCGCUGA